This is a messenger RNA of Colias croceus (clouded yellow), 3770 nucleotides long. It is a transcript of the gene Oga, whose product is annotated as protein O-GlcNAcase. NCBI's taxonomy places the organism in Eukaryota, Metazoa, Arthropoda, Insecta, Lepidoptera, Pieridae. The record is from RefSeq and is a predicted model, not a curated record. Gene Ontology annotation, molecular function: beta-N-acetylglucosaminidase activity. The transcript has 22 exons. Gene Ontology annotation, biological process: glycoprotein metabolic process. Bases 213 to 3257 code for a protein of 1014 amino acids.
AUUUCUAUUGAAUCAGAUUUAUUCAUCAAUAAUUUACAUGUUAUUUUUACGCAUUUAGUUAUUAAAUUCCUCUAUUUACUUUAGUUAUUAAGUACUAUUAAAGUAAUUUAGAUCAAAUAAAGCUAUCCAUUAAGAAUUGUUGUGUUUCUCUAAGGUUUCCCUCGUUAAUUUCUGCAAUCGUUUUAGUAAUUCUUUUAUAAAAACUUAUUAUAAUGACGGAAAGUUCGGUAGAUGAUGGGGAUUUCAAGCGCAAAGACUUUAUUUGCGGUGUUGUUGAAGGCUUUUACGGUCGACCGUGGACGACUGAGCAAAGAAAAGAUCUAUUUAUAAAGCUAAAGAAAUGGGGUCUAGAUAUGUAUGUAUACGCUCCAAAAGACGACUACAAGCAUCGCGCGUACUGGCGAGAGUUAUACACGGUGGAGGAGGCUGAGCACCUCACGUCUCUGAUCUCGGAGGCCAAGUCGCAUGGUAUUACCUUCUGCUAUGCACUGUCACCGGGUUUAGAUAUCACGUAUAGCAGUCAGAAGGAGAUUACGAUAUUGAAACGGAAAUUGGAACAGGUUUCACAAUUUGGAUGUACCUGCUUCUCUCUGCUAUUUGAUGAUAUUGAACCGGAAAUGAGUGAAGCCGAUAAGCAAAUAUUCCAGAGCUUUGCUCAUGCACAGGUAUCAGUAACAAAUGAGAUACACCAGCACCUCGGCUGUCCCCGCUUCCUGCUCUGCCCCACGCAGUACUGCUCCACUAGAGCUGUACCCACUGUGAAUAGCUCGGAAUAUCUCAACACCUUGGGCACUAAGCUGUCCCAGGAGAUUGAUAUUAUGUGGACUGGACCUAAAGUAAUAUCAAAAACGUUGACAACAGAAUGCAUUGAAGAAAUAACACAAGUAUUGAGAAGACCCCCGGUCAUAUGGGAUAAUCUGCAUGCCAAUGAUUAUGAUCAAAAGAGAAUAUUUCUGGGUCCCUACUGCGGUAGAUCGCCAGAACUGAUCCCUCUGUUACGAGGGGUGUUAACGAAUCCAAAUUGUGAAUACAACGCGAACAUGAUAGCGAUACGAACUCUUGCGCAUUGGGCAAGCUGCAGAAUGGAUGCGCCGGCGCAUAAUGAAGCUGUGUCCUGGGACAUAAAAUUGGAGCGCGAAGGUGACCAGGGUGUGUGUGAAGAUGAAGUGCCUCUGGCACUUGGCAAGCAUGUGUAUCAUCAUCGCCAGGCAUUAAGCCAAGCGAUAAAUGAGUGGCUUCCAGAGUUCUCCAUACCAAAGACAUCUCAGGGGCCAGUUAUAAAGCCGCAGCCUACAGAGGCAGCGAUCAUCCCCAUAGUGCCGUCGGUGAACACUUGCAUGUCGCUGGUGGGCACGACCAGUACUACCACUGUGAGCGUGGCGCAGAUACCGACCGUCACCACCACGCACCUGCAGGCGCUGCCCGACAUGUGCGCGCAGCAACCGCCCACGAUGUCAACAUCCGAAAACUUCAACCCCGUGUCCAACCCGGUCAUGAACUCCCUCGUAUCCCCGACGAAAGUCAUCCUCAACGAGUCCAUCCCCAACCCGAUCAUCCCCAUGGCGAAUUCCAACAUCGCUGUACCAUCGGAGAUUCCAAUCUCGACCUUACCCGUACCGAUAUUAGGUCUAAAACCACUUGAAGAGAAGAUAGAUGAAGCUAUGGAGAAGAUAGAUGGUCACGAUACGCUGUCGAAUGAUAGCGUGUUGGAAACAAGCUUUAUGGAUGUUAGGAAAGAAGAGGAUCAAAUUAUUGUUGAUGAUGAUGAACAGAGGAAUGGGGAUAUGAGUGUUGGUGACACACCCCAAACGUUGUCUCCCAGUCGGCCGGUAGAGCCCCUGGAUGUGGACCCCCCCUCAACAGCGGCUGACUCCGAUGUGGUCAUGAAUGAGCCAUAUAGCGAGAACGGUUCAAUGCAAGUGGAGCCAUGCAAUAGUCCACUGAGUGCCGACAUGAUGGUAGAGCCCGUGGAAGUGUCUGAUGAGGCAUUAGAGCAAUCAGCAAACGCGCUAACAGCAGACGAUCUACUUCUCCUCUGCGAUCUAUUCUACCUGCCGUUCGAGCACGGGUCCCGCGGGUUGCGGCUGCUGCACGACUUCCACUGGCUCACUGCACACGCGGCCAGCAUCCUGCCCAGGGGCAGCAAGCCCGAGACUAGCGAAUGGCGUCGUCGUCUCCGCCGCUUCUCGUGGUGGGCACACCGCUGUCGACGUUUAGCUCGUCGCUUAGCUGUAGCUGCUAAUAAAGAGCUACAUGCUGAGUUACGGCCCUACGUGUGGGACCUGUGCGCCGUGCUUGCGCUGCUGGCGGCCUUCCUCAAGUGGCUCGAGCUCGGCAAAUUUCCGGCAAAUAUAGCUACAAAUAUGCAAGGAAGUUAUACAUGGUUCUCGAAGGGCUGGCGGGAGGCGUUCGAGAGCGGUGCACAGGAGCCGUGGGUGUUCCGCGGCGGGCUGGCGGCGGACCUGCGGCGGCUCGUGCCGCUGGACUGCGGGCCCGACCUGCGCCACGCGCUGCCGCACCCCGCGCCGCCGCCGCUCUGCACGCUGCCGCACGCCGUCAGACCCUACGCAGCGAGGGACGAGCUGCCGGUAUGUACGAUAUGUCAUAAAACAUGUCGCGACGGUGCGGACUGCAGCGAUCUGUUCCCGAGUGACUUGCAGAGUUUGCCUGCUGAUAGGUUAGUGAUGCCGUUCCUAACACUCACACCGGAGUUAUGCAUGGUGAUAGAAGAUGAUGGUGAUUGCUUCACGGAUGAUGCGACUGAAGUUGAUGAUGAUUCGGAAGGUGAUAAGCCGGAUGGUGAAGUUAAAGUUAAUGGAGUAAAACCAGAAAUAAUAGGCUACGCUUGCGCGGCCCUAAAUAGCAAAGAGUUUUACAAGAAACAGGAGAUCGCGUGGAUACCGGAGAUGUGUAUCAAGUAUCCAGAGGAGCUGGUGCAGAGGGAGGAUCUGAGUCAGGCUGCUAAGGAGUGCAUCAGCCACUUCCACCAGUUCGGCUCGCUGGAGCGGGCUCCCGCAGCAGUGUCGGCCGCGCACCCCGCGCUGCUCACGUGCUGCGUGCUGCCCGCGCCGCGCGACCCGCACGCGCCCGCGCGCCUGCUCACCUGCCUGCUGGCCGCGCUACGGGCCAACGGUGCAAGCGGCGUACACGCAUGCAUCAACUCAACAGAUCACUAUCUGCAGCAGUUCUACAACAAGCUAGGCUUUGUCGAGCUAGCUCGCGACGGUACUCGCGUCUAUCUAGCUAGGUCCUUCUAGCGCUUACAUAAUAACUACCUAGGUCCGAUAUAGGACGGAUCUAGGAUAAAAAACAAAAUUCUAGAUCUAAAUAGCAUUAACGUACGGUAAAUAACUUGACUCAAAACUGAAAGUGUCCGAAACUAAACUCUGCCUAAGUAUGUAUUAGGUUUUCUUGAGCGAUACAAUAGACUUUGAACGUUAUUAACAUGAACUAAGGUGCUGAUUUUUUUAAUGUUUUAUACAACGCGGUACAGAUGUUGUAGUUUUCUAAUGAGUGAUGCAAUAGACCUUGAACCAUACUGCUACGAGAUAAAGUUGUAAUUUCAAUGAAUGUUUUAUAGAACUGAUCUUCUUUAAUAGGCGAGUGUGACUAGUUGUUUAUAAUACGUUAAUGCUAUAUGGAGAUGACCAAGUAAUAAAAAUAAAUGUGUGCGUGUACUAGUGUACACACGUAAGAAGUGAAACUUCUUUAUGACCUUAUUUUUCAAAAAAUAAUUUACUAUUAUGCAACUUUACAGAAAUACGUACUCA